AUGGAGACCGAAAGUGAGCAGAACUCUGGCUCCACCAGCGGGAGCUCCAGUUCUGGAGGAAGCACCCGUCCUCAGAUAUCGCAGAUGUCUCUCUAUGAGCGACAGGCAGUACAGAGACAGCCCAAUGCAGCCCAGUACUUUCAUCAGUUUAUGCUCCAGCAGCAGCUUAACAGUGCCCAGCUUCACAGCCUGGCUGCUGUCCAGCAGGCUACAAUUGCAGCCAGUAGACAGGCCAGCUCCCCCAACACCAGCACCCCGCAACAGACCACCACCACCCAGGCCUCUAUCAACCUAGCCACCACAUCAGCUGCUCAGCUGAUCAGUCGGUCACAGAGUGUGAGUUCCCCCAGCGCCACAACCCUGACGCAGUCUGUGCUCCUUGGGAAUACCACCUCGCCGCCUCUCAACCAGUCACAGGCCCAGAUGUAUCUCCGGCCACAGCUGGGGAACCUGUUGCAGGUAAACCGGACCUUGGGCCGCAAUGUGCCUCUUGCCUCCCAACUCAUCCUGAUGCCCAAUGGGGCUGUGGCCGCUGUCCAGCAGGAGGUACCAUCCACUCAGUCUCCUGGGGUCCAUGGAGACACAGACCAGGUGCAGAACUUGGCUGUGAGGAGCCAACAGACCUCUGCCACUAACGCCCAGCUCCAAAGCUCUGCUCAGAAGGCAGCUCUGCCAGGAAGCUCCCAGGCGUCAGGCUUACCGCAGGCCAGCAGCACGGGCCAGACCUUGGCAGUGGCUCAGGCCUCCUCUGGCAGCACGGGCCAGUCCCUCAACUUGAGCCAGGGGGGAGCAGGCAGCAAUGGUGUCUCUGGGGGUGUGGUGGCAAGCGGUGGGAGCCAGACCUCAACGGGAUUGAGCCAGGCCUCCUCGGCAGGCGCUACUGGCAGUUGCCAAAGGAAAGGCACAGGGGUGGUUCAGCCGUUACCAGUAGCAGCUGCCCAGGCUGUGACUGUCAGCCAGGGAAGCCAGACAGAGACAGAGAAUGCAGCCACAAAGAAGGGUGAAAUGGACAGCAGUGGACAGCAAACAGUGGGCAUGAACCUGACCAGGACUGCUACGCCAGCACCCAGCCAGACACUGAUCAGCUCAGCCACAUAUACACAGAUCCAGCCACACUCACUGAUCCAGCAGCAGCAGCAGAUCCACCUGCAGAAGCAGGUGGUGAUCCAGCAGCAGAUUGCCAUUCAUCACCAACAGCAGUUUCAGCACCGCCAGUCCCAGCUCCUCCACACAGCCACCCAUCUCCAGCUGGCACAACAGCAGCAACAACAGCAAGCACCAUCUCUGACCCAACAGCAGCAGCAAGCUCAGCCUCCACAGCAGCAGGCUCCACCCCAAAAUCAGCAGCAGGCUCAGACCCUUGUGGUGCAACCUAUGUUGCAGUCCCAGCCACAGCCUGUGCAGCUCCAGCAGGACAAUCCUUGCCAGCCAGCCACCAAGUCACCUGUUCCAAUUCAGUCAAAAUCUCUGGUCACCCCUAUCAAACCACCUCAGCUUGGGCCUGCCAAAAUGUCAGCAGCACAGCAGCCUCCACCACACAUCCCAGUGCAGGUGGUGGGUACUCGGCAGCAGGGCUCAGGCCAAGCCCAAGCACUGGGUUUGGCCCAGAUUGCUGCAGCAGUGCCGACAUCCCGGGGAAUGCCAGCUGUGGUCCAGCCUGUUUCCCAAGCCCAUGCUGCUUCCCCAUCAUCGUCUUCAGCUCCAGCAUCCUCACAGGAAGCUCCUCCUCUCACCACAGGGGUGAAUUUGGCACAAGUUCAAGGCACAGCCCACAUGGUGAAGAGCCCAGCCUCCUCUCCAGUUGUGGCUCAGAUGCCAGCAGCAUUCUACAUGCAGUCUGUCCAGUUGCCAGGCAAGUCUCAGACCUUAGCGGUAAAGCGCAAGGCAGAGUCAGAGGAGGAGAAGGAGGAAUCAUCCAGUGCCACUGCACUUCUGCCUGCCAGGUCCUCUCCUGUGACAGAGAGUCCCAAAAACAUGGAAGAGAAGAGUGGCCUUGGAGAUAAAUCUGAUCCUGCUGCUACUGCAACCCCAAAUACCACCUCAAGUGAAGGAGCAUCAGUCGCCCCUGCCCCUGCUCCCACCCCUAACCUGGCAAUGACGUCACGUCAGAUGGGAGACUCGAAACCCCCACAAGCCAUUGUCAAGCCCCAGAUCCUCACACACAUCAUUGAGGGCUUUGUAAUCCAGGAAGGAGCAGAGCCCUUUCCAGUGGGUUGUUCUCAGCUGCUGAAAGAAUCUGAGAAACCACUGCAGGGAGAGGCCCCUUCUGUCCAGAGUGAAAACCUGUCCAGCAAUUCUCCGGGAGGGGACAGUGCUUCUGUGGAGCUUGAUAAGAAGGCAAACUUGCUGAAGUGUGAAUACUGUGGGAAGUAUGCCCCAGCAACCCAGUUCCGUGGCUCCAAGAGGUUUUGUUCCAUGACCUGUGCUAAAAGGUACAACGUCAGCUGCAGCCAUCAGUUUCGGCUGCAGAGAAAGAAGAUGAAGGAAUUCCAGGAAGCCAACUACGCUCGCGUGCGCCGGCGGGGACCACGGCGCAGCAGCUCUGAAAUUGCUCGAACAAAGAUCCAGGGCAAGCGCCACAGGGGCCAAGAAGACUCAAGUCGAGGCUCUGAUAACUCCAGCUAUGAUGAAGCUUUGUCCCCUACAUCUCCAGGACCCUUGUCAGUAAGGGCUAGUCAUGGAGAGAGGGACCUGGCAAACUCUAGCAUGGUCCCGCCUACCCCAGACCUACAUGGCAUCAACCCAGUCUUUCUGUCCAGCAAUCCCAGUCGUUGGAGUGUGGAGGAAGUGUACGAGUUCAUUGCAUCACUGCAAGGUUGCCAGGAGAUUGCUGAGGAGUUUCGGUCACAGGAAAUUGAUGGCCAGGCCCUGUUGCUUCUGAAGGAGGAACACCUCAUGAGUGCCAUGAACAUCAAGCUGGGACCAGCUCUCAAGAUCUGUGCCAAGAUCAAUAUCCUCAAGGAGACCUAACAGCUCUGAAGUCGGAGGUCUCACUUCUGCUCUGACCCCAGGGCAGCUGUCAGCUUUGGAGCAUCCUGCUGGGGCAGGGAAGAAUGGGACAGUCCCCUGUGGUCUUGCAUUCAAGAAUGAGAAGGAAUUUAACUGACUGAAACUGCCACGCACAAGCCCAUGUCUUGG
Mesitornis unicolor (brown roatelo) is the source of this 3138-nucleotide messenger RNA. It is a transcript of the gene PHC1, whose product is annotated as polyhomeotic homolog 1 (Drosophila). The transcript has 14 exons. Gene Ontology annotation, cellular component: PRC1 complex; nucleus. Lineage: Eukaryota; Metazoa; Chordata; Aves; Mesitornithiformes; Mesitornithidae. The record is from RefSeq and is a predicted model, not a curated record. Gene Ontology annotation, molecular function: protein binding; zinc ion binding. Bases 1 to 2970 code for a protein of 989 amino acids.